Boeremia exigua is the source of this 3706-nucleotide messenger RNA. RefSeq lists its product as uncharacterized. Lineage: Eukaryota; Fungi; Ascomycota; Dothideomycetes; Pleosporales; Didymellaceae. The coding region runs from base 68 to 3499 and encodes 1143 amino acids. The record is from RefSeq and is a predicted model, not a curated record. The transcript is spliced from 2 exons. Gene Ontology annotation, molecular function: ATP binding; nucleic acid binding.
CCGCCGCCGCCGACGCACCGACGCCGCACUCGACGCGAGCACUGCGUGAAGUACCGCCUCGACUGCCAUGGCGACGCGCCACGCUGAUUCAUCAAGGCACGACCGCGGUCGCUACGAGCCGCCCCGCCGCGACCGCUCGAGAUCGCCGCGCCGAGACGCAGACCGCGCGCGGGGGGACCGCCGCGACGACCGCCGCGAUGACCGCGACCGUGGGGAUCGUGGCGACCGCGGGGAGCGAGGGGACCGCUACGGCGACCGCUACUCGGGCAGCAGGCGGGACCGCGAGAGAGACAGGCCCGCCCGCCGCGACGACCGCCGGGACGAUCGCAGGGACCGCCGCCGCUCGCGCUCGCCUGCCCGCAGAGACCGCUCUCGAGACCGCCGCGAUGACCGCUACCGCCGCGACGACCGCAGCCGCAGCCGCGCCCGGGGCGAGCGAGACGACCGCCGCCGCCGCUCGAACUCACGUCUCUCGACCUCACGCCGCCCGGGCUCGUCGGCUGCCACGCCCGCGCCCGACACCCGCCGCGACCGCCUGCCCUCGGCCGCGCGCGACGACAAGCGGGACCCCGACGAGGACAAGAAGGCGGCGCGCGCUGCCAAGCUGGCCGAGUGGAAGAAGCUGAACGCAGGGCGCCUGGCCAAAGACAAGGGCGACACCAGCGCCGCCGCCUCGCCUGGCGUCUCUGCACCACCCACGCCCUCUGUCGCUGCCACGCCGCCGCCCACCGAGCCCGCCAAGCCCAAGGUCACUGCGAAGAGCGCUGCCGACAAGCUGAAGCAGAAGCAGCCCGAGAAGUCCACCUUCCGCCUCGACGAGUCGGCCGCCGCCCGUCCGCUGGCUGCCAAGCCCGCCGGCAAGCCCGUCACCACACCCGCGGUUGCACAGCCAUCCAAGACAGCCGCUAACAUCGGCGCCUUUGGGCUGAAGACCAAGAACGCCCUCGAGACAGCGUCGACGAAGAAGGCCUUCCUCGACGACGACACCGACACUGGCAAACGCAAGUUCCAGGCCCUGCCCGCCUUCGCGCCCAUCGACGACGCCGACCACCUCCCUGACGCCGAGGAAGAGGAUGGCGCUGCGCUGGACGACAUGGGCAGCGACGACGAGGAGAACAACGCCCAGCUGCAGGCCCAGCUCGAGAAGCGCCGCACCGAGAUGGCUGCCGCGACCGAAGACACCGCCAUGGAGGAAGUCCCUGAGCAGGCCGCCGAGAUGGACGUGGACCAGAGCGCCGAUGCCGAAGACGAGAUCGACCCUCUCGAGGCCUUCAUGGCCGGCCUCACCGAGCCUGCCCCGAGCCGCUCGGCGCCCCAGGGCACCGCCAUGUUCAACGACGACCUCGAGCCCGAGCAGACGUCUGUCGAAGCUGAAGAUCUGCUUGCCAUGAACGCCCACAAGAAGAAGAAGAAGGAAGCCCCGGUCGUCGACCACAGCAAGGUCGAAUACGAGCCCUUCCGCAAGAACUUCUACACCGAGCCCUCCGAGGUCUCCGCCAUGACGCCCGAGGAGGUCGCUGAUCUCCGCCACGAGAUGGACGGCAUCAAGGUCAAGCCUGAGGAUGUUCCCCGUCCCGUCACCAAGUGGGCGCAGAUGGGUCUGCUGCAGGCCACCAUGGACGUCUUCCAGAAGGUGCGCUACGACCGGCCCACCGCCAUCCAGGCGCAGGCCAUUCCCAUCGCCGAGUCGGGUCGGGAUCUUAUCGGCGUUGCUAAGACAGGUUCUGGUAAGACGCUGGGCUUUGGCAUUCCCAUGAUUCGACACAUCCUCGAUCAGCGCCCGCUCAAGUCCUCUGACGGACCCAUCGGGCUGAUUCUAGCGCCCACGCGAGAGCUAGCCCUGCAGAUCAAGAACGAGCUGAAGCCCUUUCUGCGCGCGUCCGGCAUCAAGAUCGAGUGCGCGUACGGCGGCGAGCCCAUCUCUGACCAGAUCGCCAUGAUGAAGCGCGGUGGUAUCCACGUGCUCUGCGCGACUCCCGGCCGUCUCAUCGAUCUGCUGCAGAGCAACUCCGGUCGUGUUUUGAGUUUUAGACGCAUCACAUAUGUCAUCCUCGACGAGGCCGACCGCAUGUUCGACAUGGGCUUCGAGCCGCAGGUCAUGAAGAUUCUCGCAAACGUCCGCCCUGACCGCCAGACCAUCCUCUUCUCGGCCACCUUCCCCAAGAACAUGGCGGCGCUGGCCCGAAAGGCGCUCAACCAGCCGGCUGAAGUCAUCAUCGGCGGCCGCAGCAAGGUCGCGCCUGAAAUCACGCAGAUCAUCUCGCUGGUGCAGCCGUCGUAUGAGAAGAAGAUCAACAAGCUGCUUCUGCACCUUGGCCAGCUGUUUGCCGAGGACGAGAACGCACAGGUGCUGGUCUUCACUGAGAAGCAGGAGACGGCAGAAGAUCUCUUGUCAAAGCUAUUCAAGGCGAAGUAUUCCUCUGUCAACACUAUCCACGGCGCCAAGGACCAGACGGACCGUAACGAAGCUAUCAACGACUUCAAGCAGGGCGUGCUGUCCAUUCUCGUCGCCACCUCUGUGGCUGCCCGCGGUCUCGACGUCCCCGGCCUGGCAAUGGUUUUCAACUUUGACUGCCCCACUCACCUCGAAGACUACGUCCACCGCUGCGGUCGUACCGGCCGAGCAGGCAACAAGGGCACAGCCAUCACCCUCCUCGAGGACCCCGGCCAGGAGCGCUUCGCCGUCCACAUCGUCAAGGCCCUCAAGGAGAGCGACACGCCCGUCCCCGAAGGCGUCCAAGCCAUGGCCGACACGUUCCUCGAGAAGACCAAGACCGGCGCCGAGAAGUUCUACGGCGGCUUCGGCGGCAAGGGCCUCGACCGCCUCGACGCCGCGCGCGCCCUCGAAAAGAAACGCGAAAAGCGCGCCCACAAAGUCGAAGGCGAAGACGACUCAGACGACGAACCCGAGCUCCCCGCCCUCGCCCCCGACACCGCCAACCCCGGCCUCGCCAAACCCACCGACCCCGCCACCAAACCCCCCGAAGACCAGCCCUCGUGGAUGAAACUCCUCAACUCGAAAAUCGUGGUCCAGAAAACCGAGCGCCCCGACACCAGCGCGCCCGGAAAACCCAUGUCCGCCAAAGAACGCGCCCUCGCCGCCGCCAACAAAGUCGACGGCCGCCUCUCCAAGAAGGGCAUGAUCCACGCGGGGCAGCCCAUCGACAACAAGGGCCCCGACGCAGGGCUGUACCACAGCACCAUCGAGAUCAACGAUUUCCCGCAGAAGGCGCGCUGGGCGGUGACGAACCGGACCAACGUCGCGAAGAUCCUGGAGAACACGGGGGUCAGUAUUACGACAAAGGGGAAUUUCUACGCCCCUGGGAAAGAGCCGGGGGAGCUGGAGUUGCCGAAGUUGUAUAUUCUCGUCGAGGGCGAUACGGAGAAUGUGGUUACGCAGGCCAUGAUGGAACUCACCCGUUUGCUGCGCGAGGGCACGAUUGCGGCCGAGGAUGCGGGUGCCGUGCGCGGGCCUACGGGCAGGUAUAGUGUGGUCUGAGGUAUGUGUGUGCGUGCUUUUUUGCUUUUUAUGGGAUUAUGGGGGGUGGGUGGGUGGAUGGUGGUGGAUACGGUGGUGCUGUGGUGCUGUCUGGCUGGUGCUGUGGUGCCGCCUGGAGCGAUCCCGUCCUCCCCUGCGCCAUCAAAGUAAGUCCCCCCCCCUGCGCCGGAGUAAUACCAUUGAUAACCACGCCCGCUCCCAGGACCC